This is a messenger RNA of Endocarpon pusillum Z07020, 2148 nucleotides long. RefSeq lists its product as uncharacterized. The record is from RefSeq and is a predicted model, not a curated record. The transcript has 5 exons. The coding region runs from base 1 to 2148 and encodes 715 amino acids. NCBI's taxonomy places the organism in Eukaryota, Fungi, Ascomycota, Eurotiomycetes, Verrucariales, Verrucariaceae.
AUGGGCUUCGGCCUCAGCGACAUCAUCUCAUGCGCAACCCUCGCGUGGCAUAUUUAUAACAUAGGGUUUAGCAAAUAUGAAAGUGCAAAACAGGAGUAUGCCGACUUCGGCAACGAUAUUCGUCGUUUCGCGGAAGGCCUCGCUUCCAUCCGAGAUGCAGUUGAGAAGGCUCAAGAACAAAUGCCCUCUCUUAGAAGCCACGAAUGGGACUUGUCCACUUUCCAAUCCAUUGUGGGGGACUUUGCCGGCACGACGAAGCAGUGUGAAGAUCUGGUACUGCGAAAUUCUAAAUUCGAAAGAGAUGGGUUGGGCUUUGUCAGGAAUAUAUCGUGGAGCUUGGGGUUGGCAGAGAGAGUCCGAUCGCUGAGAAUUCGGGUCUCUUUCCAUUGUUCGAAGGUCAUAUUUUUGUUGAAGCCUCUGGAGCUAAAGAUAUACGCUGACAUUCAACAACGUAUCAUACUGAUGCAUGGCGACCUGGUUGGCAGGUUGAACGAGAUCAAAGGGCUUCUUCUUGGGGACGUUCGAGAAGAGACCGGAACGACAAGGCUUCCUUUGUCCGCAUUACCACUGGUGCCCGAGUACCUUUCCGAAAAGUUCAAGGCAACAGCCAUGGAUACUCGACCGAUCGAGCCUUUCCCUCUAGCGGAGGGCAUCGAUGCUGUGGCCUUCUAUUUUGAAGAGAGCACUCGAAAAUUCCGGUCUUUCGCACCAUUGAUGCUGACACCCGAACCCACGCAGUAUCUCAACCUUAUGAAGUGCGUCUGGAUAAUUGAGAAAAUUAAAUCCCAUCCAUCAUUCGACCUUGCCUGCAAAGACAUCCUGUGGAAGACAUACGUUCACGAGCUUGAGUCCAAGAUCAUCUCUGAGACAGAACGCUUCGCAACAGCCGAAUCUCCGCUGCAAGCUCCACAGCCAAGCGACAUUUUACGUGAGCCAGAAGGAAACUUCAAUAUUUGGGUGGACUUCGGCGACGCAGAUCCCUUCCCAACGCUAACUGAACCAGAUGGUUUCGAGCAGAAAAUCUUCGAGGCCCCACUUCCAGAUGUUUCACAAAGCCGGAAACAGGACAUCAUGGUAUUUCGACUUGAUGAGACUCGCCUUCGUCUAGUCAGAGUGGUAACCAGCACCAUAUCAAAACACAAAGAGGUCGAGGGGCACGAGAUCGACGCUCAAAAGGUGCAUUUCGUGCCUUUCUAUGCCUUUCCCAAGAAAUCUGAUUCCGCCCUCAGCAUCGGCUGGCGAGCAACGGGCUGCGAUCAACGCAGUCAGGCUUUGACCUUCAACCAUAUCAGCCACCUCCAUCAGCUUCAACAGGCUAUCACUAAUUUCGGCGUUGUACAUGACAGUGAAGGGGUGGCUGAGGUACGAAUCAAGGAGUCGUCAUUCAUGAGUGGCAUUAAAACGAUCGGCACUAGUGGACGCGUACAGAUCUGGACUCAUCGAGCCCCCCAAAGUCCUCUUCGCUUUCCACUGGUUGCAGAUACCGUCCUCAGCCAUGGAAGCUCACCGCAAGAUUCCAUAUCACCAAGCUCAGCCCAACGGGCCAUCAGCCCUAACGGCGCCGGCCAUGAUUCCACGUCAACUGAAUUUAGCUCACAGGCGCCCAGUACUGAUAGUUGGGCGAAAACCUAUGCUGCGUCUGAGAAUCCGUCCUCGGAAAUUCAGCAAGCCGGUCGAAGAGCGUUGCUUCGAUAUCCUGUGUCGUCACAGAUUGUAAUCUUCGCUGCUAGCAUGGUUGAUGGCAAAGAAACCACGCGAUUCAUCUCAAUCCCAGUCACGGAGAUAACACGUCUAAGCCCAGGUAAUUGUGAUUGCAAUAAGCCUUCAAAGUCCUGUCUACGGAUCGUAAUCAAAUGUGCGAACAAGCUCGACGUCAAGAUCUAUGACACGGAAGGCCAUGAUGAAAGGUGGAAUUUGGCAGUAUUGAGAUCGCCGGAGCACAUCGACGUUCGCCAGGGCUUGGAGGUCAUCAAGGGCGCCAAAUUCGUAACUCUGGACUUUGAAUCGGCAGAAAACCGAGAAGAUUUCACCAAUGCUUUCGAAACUGCGAGCCAAAUAAUGCAAAAUCGAGUAGAGAGCUAUUGGCGAGACAAGGGGAAACUCUCCAAGCAAUUUGUCAAACCUCACUACAACAUCGCGCCGCGCUGA